AUGUCUCGCCCCAAGUACGGAGGAGCAAGCUCAGCGGCAGCAGGAGAGCCAUCCGACUGGAAGGAGAAACACACAGAUUACUACGCCAAUGAGCCUCCUGCCGACGAUCAAGCAGAUCUGAAUGCGAGUGCCAUCUCACUAGAGGGCACGGUGCAAGUGGUGAAGGAGAACAUGUGGUACAUUGGCGAUGCUGCGUUGAAAAGCGUUGCUGAAGUACUCUACGGGUUCGGAAUCAGCCCAACAAUACUCGGAUACACGGAAGAAGAGCUCCUAGAGGAGGACGACGAGGAGUAUGACAUUGCUCAGCCGUCGGUCCAGAGGGACGAGGUGGUGGCCAAGACGUCGUUUGCGAUGCGCAGUGAGGAGAACAUGCAGCGCCGCAAGACAGAGGAGCCUGCCCCGCCUGUGGAUGAGGCAGAGGAGGUUUACAUGGACCAAGGGGCUGAUGGUUGGGGAGGUGAGGAAGACUACAUUGAAUUUGUGGAGGACAAGAAGGAUAAUAUAGGCGCAGAGGGUUUGGAACGGUUUCGAGAUAAGGAGCCGUAUGGAUCGUUCGGAGGCUCUUAUUUGGACCGGAGACGAGUCAGAGUCAGUGCAUCGUGGAGAAGAAGGGAGUUAGAAGAGAUUUUGAUCCAACGGCCACGACAUUCUCAGGGGAUAGCAGGAGGUGCCAUUCAACGGCCAGGAUUAACUCUGGAGCUAGUCGGAGGUGCACGAGGGAGACGAGGUGCUGGGAUUGUUCCUGCAGCGACGGCCAAUGCUGACGUGGCGUCUGGAACAGGGAGGGAAAAGGCAGGUCGCGACGCGAUCCGGCGUGGCAUGCAGCUGUUUAUCGAGAAUGAGGUGGAGGCGUCCCUGAAUGAAUUCGAGGCCGCAUUGGAGCUCGACCCAGCCCAGAUCCCCUAUUUAUGGCAGAGAGGUCUUUCACUCUUCUACCUCAACAGAUUCGCAGAAGCAUCACAGCAGUUUCGUGCAUGCAUCGCAGCAAAUUCAAGAGAUGCUGAAGAGUCCAUCUGGUGCUUUGUCUCAGAAGCCAGGGCGAAUGGAGUGGACUCGGCCCGAGAAAGCAUGCCAGAGGUGCCCCGGGACCCAGGCAAGGUGCUACGAGCAGCAUACGACAUGUUUAAGACGGGUGCUGACCCCUUGCAGGUGUUGGCAGCAGCAGGGGAUGACGAGGGGGGGUCAUCAGCCUUCUAUGCUCGGUUAUAUGUCGGCCUCUUCUUUGAAAUUAUGGGCGAUGAGGCCACGAGUAGGAAGUACAUCCAAUCAGCAGCUGCCACAGAAUACGCAUGCAGGUCGUCAGACUACAUGGCAGCAGUGGCACGGGUGCAUUGCUUGAGACGACAGUGGCCUCUCCCUCCCUCCACUUUCGACGAUUAA
This is a messenger RNA of Closterium sp. Yama58-4, 1380 nucleotides long. NCBI's taxonomy places the organism in Eukaryota, Viridiplantae, Streptophyta, Zygnematophyceae, Desmidiales, Closteriaceae. The record is from the annotation of a GenBank genome assembly.